Anopheles marshallii is the source of this 2709-nucleotide messenger RNA. It is a transcript of the gene Sec5, whose product is annotated as exocyst complex component 2. Bases 1 to 2709 code for a protein of 902 amino acids. Gene Ontology annotation, biological process: exocytosis; Golgi to plasma membrane transport. The transcript has 5 exons. Lineage: Eukaryota; Metazoa; Arthropoda; Insecta; Diptera; Culicidae. Gene Ontology annotation, cellular component: exocyst. The record is from RefSeq and is a predicted model, not a curated record.
AUGGUUAAAAGCCCGGUCGUUACGGGCAUUUCUCCCAAGGAAGGUCCACCCGGUACACGGGUAACGAUACGUGGCGAAUUUCUUGGGAAUAAGUCAACAGAUUUGAUUGGUCUUACCAUCUGUGGAUGUGAUUGUUUGCUGUCGGCGGAAUGGAAAUCGGACAAAAAGAUAGUAGCCCGUACUGGGGCGGCCAAAGGAAAGGGUGACAUUAUCGUGACAACGCGCGCAAGUGGCACCGGUACUUGCACGGUGCAGUUCCGUGCAUACUACGAAACGAUAGGCCCGAUGAAAGAAUCCGCUGUAUGGAUUGAAGAAUCGCCCAUGCAAUCGUUGGCCUGGGGGCGACGUUCAUUGGCACCGACGGGGUACACGCAGGAAGAUCCACUCGGUCUCUCCAACGAGGGCAAUGAGAAGAAGUUUCCCGAAGAUCUGCGCGACCUGUUCCCGGAAGGUUCGGGUGAUUUAUCGCAGGAAAACUUCACCCCCGGGUGGUUUCUGCUCGAGAACCAUCAUGCAACGUCGUUCGAAGAUUUGAAGGCCGGUCUUUCCUACCUGCGGCGGCGUGUCGAGAGUCAAAAGGAAGGUCAGCUUUCGUUUUUGAAAUCAAACGCCGGUUCGGUGAUUGAUCAACUCGAUACGCUGAUGACGUUGCGCGACCGCAUAACGCAGGACAAUAAAGUACACGGUAAGGAACCGGUACGACAACUCGAUGUGUCCAUACGCGGUUCGAUCGAUGCUUCGCACGAGCUGUUCAAGGAUGUGUUGGUGCGGAAGGAGAAAGCGGACGCAACACGGGCCGCACUGUCGGCCAUGUCGCGACACAAGUUUCUGUUCUGUUUGCCAAACACAGUGGAAAAGGCCGCACUGAAAAAUGAGUUCGAUAUUGUCGUGAAUGAUUAUGCACGAGUAAAGAACUUGUUUGGAAAAACAGAAGUUCCUAUCUUUCGGAAGGUAUUGGAGGAGGUGGACGUUAAGAUAUUGGUCAUCCGGCAGCUGUUGCAUGGCAAGAUCAAAGAAAUGCCUCAAGGCGUUGAGCAGCAGAAAAAGAUGAUAAAAGCAUUGAUAAGCUUGGAAGCUCAGCAAACCGGCACGACCGUGGCCGGCAAACUAAAGAUCGAAGAUCCAGCUUGGGAUGCUAUUGAAGCGCGAGCAAAAUAUCUGGAGGAAACUUUCCUAAAGGCUUACGAACAAUACUCCGGCAAGGAAACGCACGGCAGCGAAUCAAAAUCCCGCAGCGAUCCCGCAGUGACACCCGUACGCGUGCAGUUCUGUGAGGAAAUGACCGAAAUUGCCGCUAGUCAGUUCCCCGAUCUGUGGCGGUUGGGACAGGCUCACUUUAAUGGCGAAUUGCGUGGAGCUGCUCCACCGAAACCGGGCAAUUUCAAGCGCAUUAUUCUAACGGCUAUCGAGCAAUUCUGUUCUUACCUCCGUUCGGCGCUGUUGGCCACGUCAAGCGCUCACCGAUCGUUAGUCGCAGCGGUAAGCGCCGUAAAGGGAUUACCUGCCUGGCCUUCCGUAAGCCCUUCGUUGAACUUUCUCAUCACAUGGCUGCCGCACUGCUUGCGGUAUGUUCGUGUCUCGUAUGCUACUCUGAUCCGGCUCGAUCUUCCAAACGAAGCGCUGGAUAUAGUGCUGAAGUUCAUCGACGAGUUACGGCUCUACUGCAUGUCGACGAUCUUGAAGAAAGCAAACGAGCGGGUGAAGAAGUUGCACGAGAAGGAGCAAUGGGAGCUGUCGGUGACGGAGUUUGCAGGGGCGACCAGUCUGCCUGCCAAAUUGGAAGAGAUCUUGGUCGAAGCGAUCGACGACGCACAAGUCGCUUGCCUAACGCCGGAAGUGCGAGAAGGGACCCUGCUAGAACCACAAUCCGAUGGUCAGCGGGAGUUAUCGAAGCGUUUCCAAGAAAUACUCACCUCCUUUUGUAGCGUGAUUGAAACGCUUGCACUACAGCGUUCCGACGAGGAUCCUCAGCAGGCGCCAAUGCUUUCACAGCUGAUCGGGUUUCCGGCCGCACUGCUUCAGCAACAGAUGAGCACCGGAGACAAGCGCGAGUGGGUUAACCCGGCAAUUACAUGGGAACAGCGAUUGCUUUGCUGUCUGUCCAAUUGUAUCUACUGCAAUCGUAUAUUCUUUCCCAAGCUGGGCAAUCUUUUCACGCGACACAGUUUCCCCGUACCGACGUUGGCGAUUGAAAAUUCGCGAUCAACCAUCAAUGGGCUCUUUGCUAGCUUACUGGAAAUGUACGUAGAGCACAAGAGUGACCCACUUGUGGGUACCAUCGAACCAUCCAUGUAUCUGGGACGAUUCCAGUGGGAUCAGGUCGGUCCCUCGGAGAAGCUCAGUCCGUAUGCACACGAGUGUCUGGACAAUCUGGUAUCGGUGUACUCGGAGAUUUUCGCCAUCUCGCCGUCAUUGCUUCGGCCAAUCUUGGAACCGAUCGUACAGACUGUAGCGGAAGAGCUGGCCCGACUGAUGACCUGCGUGCAGAAGUUCAACGUAAAUGGAGCGUUGCAGGCGACGGUAGAUAUAAACGUGAUUCGUGAUGCAGUACGCGUGUACAGUAAUGAAACGGCAAAAAGUUUCUUUGUUGAGGCAUUGGAUGCUAUUCCAUCGGUUCCGGAAAGCGAACAGAGAACCUUUGAAACGGUUAAGACGAUCAAAAACAAUAUCCGUUUGCAGAUCAUGUGUCUACAGGUCCUAGAUCCUUGA